CCAAUACUUUGGCAGGAGCCUUUUUUUUUUCUUUUUUUAAUCUUUAGGAGAAAUGACUAUUCUAUUAUUGGCUCUCAAAAACAGCGAAUUGUGAAAUAAUUUGAGAGAAUGGAAGCUUUGGUGUGCAGGAAGCUUGGUGAUCCAACAACACCACCGGAUUCAUCAGAAACCACUGCUCUCAGUGUCUCAACAUCUCACCCUAUUCCCACACUCAAUUCUCCCACUUCAAUCAGAAUUCGAAUCAAAUCCACCAGCAUUAAUUACCUCAACUACCUCCAGAUACUCGGAAAGUAUCAGGAAAAAGUCCCUGUGCCUUUCGUUCCUGGAUCCGAUUACUCUGGCGUUGUGGAAUCUGUUGGUCCGGACGUCACUAAGUUCAGAGUUGGCGAUCCUGUUUGUUCAGUUGCAGCUGUUGGUUCUUUUGCUCAGUUUAUUGUUGCUGAAGAGAAGGAUCUGUAUGGAGUUCCUGCGGGGUGUGAUCUGGUGGCUGCGGCUGCACUUCCAAUUGCCUAUGGAACAUCUUAUAUUGCAUUGAUACAUAGAGCCAAUCUCAAGUCUGGUCAGGUGUUGUUAGUUCUUGGUGCAGCUGGAGGUGUUGGUCUUUCAGCUGUUCAAAUUGGGAUGAUUUGUGGUGCCACAGUCAUUGCUGUGGCCAGAGGAAAUGAGAAGGUACAGCUUUUGAAGGCAAUGGGUGUUGAUCACGUUGUUGACUUAAGCAAAGAAAAUGUUAUUGAAAGCGCCAAAGCGUUUUUGAAAACAAGAAAGCUGAAAGGGGUUGAUGUUUUAUACGAUCCUGUUGGAGGCAAGCUUACGAAAGAAAGCAUGAAGUUAUUGAAUUGGGCAGCACACAUUUUGGUUAUAGGGUUCGCGAGUGGUGAGGUCCCUGUUAUUCCUGUUAAUAUUGCUCUUGUUAAGAAUUGGACGAUUCAUGGACUUUAUUUCGGGAGCUAUGGAGUGAAUGAUCCAGGUGUAAUUAAAGACAGCGUAAAACAAUUGCUAUCUUGGUUGGCAAGAGGCUUAAUUACCGUUAACAUUUCUCGUUCAUACAAACUCCAAGAGGCAAAUCUUGCAUUCUUGGAUAUCAGGGACCGAAAAGUAAUUGGGAAGGUGAUGAUUACUUUUGAUGAUCCAAAAACCAUAACUUCUUCUAAGCUCUAGACUAGUACUCUUGGUAUGUAUGACUUACCAAGUAUGAAGAUGGGGUCGGUAAGGGCCAAGGCGCAUAUUAUUUCUAGUGGAUUGCCGUUAGAAAACUCUUAUAUCCGCGGUUUAAUUAAUCGCCAGUAGUAUUUGCCAUUCAUAUCAAGUGUGUUGGUUUUGCUGUUUAUAUCUUGAAUUUGGAUGGAAAUGCAAUAGAUGCUCAAUGAAUACCAUCUUCUUCUCUUGA
Molecule: messenger RNA, 1387 nt
Organism: Helianthus annuus (common sunflower)
Lineage: Eukaryota; Viridiplantae; Streptophyta; Magnoliopsida; Asterales; Asteraceae
Product: quinone oxidoreductase-like protein 2 homolog
Exons: 6
Coding region: 109-1158 (349 amino acids)
Molecular function (GO): oxidoreductase activity
Source: RefSeq, a predicted model, not a curated record